Enhydra lutris kenyoni (northern sea otter) is the source of this 984-nucleotide messenger RNA. RefSeq names its product N-acetyltransferase 16 (putative) (gene NAT16). NCBI's taxonomy places the organism in Eukaryota, Metazoa, Chordata, Mammalia, Carnivora, Mustelidae. The record is from RefSeq and is a predicted model, not a curated record.
AUGAAGUUGGAAGCCAGGUGUGGUGCAGCCAGCUCAGAGGUCCCUAAGCCUGAAAACAAGGCCAAGUCAGAUGCCGAGCCACAUUCAGACGGGCCUGAGGCCAAGGCCAAGCCCUUGGGGGCCAACCCCAGGUUCAGAUCCGGGCCUGACGCCAAGGCCAACCCUUUGGUCUUCGUGGGCACAGGACGGGAGUUUGAAGAGGUGCUGGCCAUCUCGGGGGGCAUCUCCAGUGGCCUCGACUACAACGUUCCCAGCCACUACCACAGCCGGCUCCGGGAUCCCGACGGCACCGUGGUGCUGGCCAAGCGUAAAGGAGUGAUCGUUCUGGAGUCGGUGCCCUUGAUCGACGCCAGGGAGACCGUGCUGGUGGAGGGGCUGCGCGUGGCACCCAGGGAGCGCGGCAAGGGCGUAGCGCGACAGCACCUGGGGGUCAAGGUGACACAGCUCACGCGGGACAACCAGCUAGGCCCCCGUGAGCUGAAGAAAUACCGCCCCAUCACGCAGCAGGGCCCCACACCGACCUCGCCCCUCCUUGGGGAUCCAGGUACAUAUUCAGAGGCACGCCUCCUGCUGUCGCCCUCCGCACAGCGCGACGAGCUUCCAGGAGGGACCAUCAUCCAGGACUGGCAUCCCUACAGGCCGAGGGAAAGCAGCCCGCGCCGGUUGGCGGAAGGCCUGGAGUGGCGCGUGGACACCCGCGUGCUCACGCUGUGCACGCGCCCCUUUCCCAUCUCGCAUGGUGGUGACGGCACGUGGCGCUACCUCAACAUCAGCGCCUUCGGCAGCGAUGACGCGCAGGUGCAGAGCCAGCUUUUGCAGCAUCUGCAGCGCCGGGCCCCGCGCCUCGCCGGCCUCAUCGUCAUGUGCCGGCUUUUCCUAGCGCCCCAGUUAUGGUCACAGCUGGCUGACUUCUGCCAGGCCGGCCGGGGGCUCGAGCUGGUCAAGGGUGAUAUGGAGCAGCACCUGCUGGAGGCCGCCAUCUAA